This is a messenger RNA of Papilio xuthus (Asian swallowtail), 982 nucleotides long. It is a transcript of the gene Zdhhc8, whose product is annotated as zinc finger DHHC-type containing 8. NCBI's taxonomy places the organism in Eukaryota, Metazoa, Arthropoda, Insecta, Lepidoptera, Papilionidae. Gene Ontology annotation, molecular function: palmitoyltransferase activity. The transcript is spliced from 5 exons. Bases 92 to 982 code for a protein of 296 amino acids. Gene Ontology annotation, biological process: protein palmitoylation. The record is from RefSeq and is a predicted model, not a curated record.
UCUGUCUGUCAUACUAAUAGGCGCGGCCAUGUUGGUCUGUGGUGAAUAAAAUCGAGAUAAUUUGCUUUUAGAGAAUAAAAAUUGACACAAUAUGCCCAAAUGCGACCUCAAGACCAGAUAUAUCCCCGCGACAUUCGCCUGGACACUGCUUUUGGGAACGACUUCUCUGUUUUUUUAUUUUCCAUGCCAGUAUUAUCUCCACCGACACCCAUGGGUACCUGCAUACCAAGGUGUCAUAACCUUUUUUGUUUUGGCCAAUUUUACACUGGCCACUUUCAUGGACCCGGGGGUGAUACCAAAAGCUCCACCUGACGAGGACCGCGAGGAUGACUUCCGCGCGCCCCUGUACCGCAGCGUGGAGAUAAAUGGCAUCACCGUGCGCAUGAAAUGGUGCGUCACCUGCAAGUUCUACCGCCCGCCGCGUUGCUCGCACUGCUCAGUAUGCAACCACUGUAUAGAGACAUUCGAUCACCACUGUCCGUGGGUGAACAACUGCAUCGGGCGGCGGAACUAUCGAUUCUUUUUCUUCUUUUUAAUCUCGUCCAACCCGGGCACGCCGACCCAGCCGAGGCGCGCAGACUUCGCGCCCCGCGGCUCCCCGCAGCGCCGUUUCCUCUCCGAGGGCGAGCUGCUGCGCGCCGAGCCGCCCGCGCACCGCCCCACCGCAGACGACAUCCGCGAGCUGGCCGCCUCGCCGCAGCGCGGCUACACCUGGGCCGAGCGCCCACCGCACCCCGCGCACCCCGCGCAUCCCGCGCACGCCCAGCCGCACCCCGCACACCCCGCGCACCCGCCGCACCCCUCGCCGCUGUCGAGGCGGCGCACGCCCGCCGUGCCCUCGCACCCGCACCCCCCGCGGCCCGCGCGGCCGCUGUCUUUCGUGCGCGCGCUUGAGGUGCAGGACCAGCUGGAGCGCGCGCCGCCCGUGGAGCCGCCCGACCGCGCUUCCGUCUACGACUGCAACUACGAGAUCUCCGUCUGA